Microplitis demolitor is the source of this 1757-nucleotide messenger RNA. RefSeq names its product venom serine carboxypeptidase. Lineage: Eukaryota; Metazoa; Arthropoda; Insecta; Hymenoptera; Braconidae. Gene Ontology annotation, molecular function: protein binding; serine-type carboxypeptidase activity. The record is from RefSeq and is a predicted model, not a curated record. Bases 234 to 1658 code for a protein of 474 amino acids. The transcript is spliced from 2 exons. Gene Ontology annotation, biological process: proteolysis.
CGCAGUAAAUGUUUUUACAAUAUACAAUAAUACAAUUCUCAAUCUCUCUCAAACUCAAUUGUCAUUCAUCAUUCCACGUAAAUAGAACCCAACAUCACAUUGUUUUCUUUUAACUAUUAAAUAAACCACAAUCACAUACCACACAAUUGUUUUUCACAAUAAUUAAUAAUACUCAAAAAUACUCGGAUUGUUUUUACUAACUUAAAAAAAAACUUUUAUCAAAAAUACUUAUCAUGGCUUAUCAUAAAAUAUUCAAUAGUUUAAUUGUAGUACUAUUUAUCAGUAUAAAUUAUUUUAGUAAUACUCAGGGGUUUACAAACGUUUAUCCAAAAUUAAAAAGUUAUCCUCUCAAAGAUGGUGAAGAUGCAGGGCAACCAUUAUUUUUGACUCCUUACAUUGAAAAAGAAAAAUUCGACGUUGCUAGAAAAUUAGCAACUGUUCAACAUAAAGAAAUGCUAGAUGUUGGAAGCUAUGCCGGAUACUUAACAGUCAACAAACAAUACAAUUCGAACAUGUUUUUCUGGUUUUUCCCAGCUCAGAUAAAACCUCGAACUGCACCGGUAGUAUUGUGGCUCCAAGGAGGUCCAGGAGCAAGUUCACUCUUCGGUCUUUUUACAGAAAAUGGACCAUUUAGAGUUGAUAAAAACAAAACUCUUCAAAUGCGUAAAUACAGCUGGAGUAUUUCACACAAUGUAAUUUACAUCGACAAUCCAGUUGGUACGGGUUUCAGUUUUACUGAUCACGACGAAGGAUAUGCAAGAAAUGAAACCCAAGUGGGUGAAGAUCUUCAUUCAGCAUUAGUGCAAUUUUUCACAUUAUUCUCUGAGCUACAGGGUAAUGAUUUUUAUGUAACUGGUGAAUCAUAUGCCGGUAAAUAUGUGCCAGCAUUGUCAUACACAAUUCAUGAAAAAAAUCCAACAUCGAAAGUUAAAAUAAAUUUAAAAGGUUUAGCUAUUGGUAAUGGUCUUACUGAUCCUAUAAAUCAAUUAAAUUACGGCGACUAUCUUUAUCAGUUGGGUUUAGUCGACUUCAAUGGCAGAGAGAAAUUCCAUGCUUAUGAAGAGAAAGGGCGAGCGUUUAUCAAUCAGAGCAAAUAUGAUGAAGCUUUUGAAAUAUUUAAUGAACUUCUUGACGGUGAUUUAAAUUCUCCACCAACUUUAUUUCAAAACCUGACUGGUUUUAAUUUUUACUUCAAUUAUUUAUGUACCAAAGACAACAAUGAAUCUGAUUGGAUGAGCCAGUGGAUCCAAAGUGCUAGUGCAAGACGGGCUAUUCACGUUGGCAAUUAUUCUUUCAAUGUUGAAAAUUCAAAAGUUGAAAAUCACUUGAAGAAUGACAUCACUCGAUCUGAAGCUGAUAAAGUUGCUGCUCUACUUCAACAUUACAAAGUUCUUAUUUACAACGGACAGCUUGACAUUAUUGUUGCUUACCCACUUACAGAAAAUUAUCUCAUGAACUUGCAAUGGCCCGGAGCCGAGGUUUACAAAAAAGCUCAACGCAGAGUCUGGAAAGUUGGUGAUGAAAUCGCUGGUUACGUUAAACAUGCAGACAAUUUAAUUGAAAUACUUGUACGUAAUGCCGGACACAUGGUUCCUGCUGACCAACCCAAGUGGGCAUUUGAUUUAAUCAGUCGACUUACUAACGUCAAAACUUUUUGAUUCAAAAAAUUUAUUUGAACAAAAAAUUCUUUAUUUUAUUUUAAUAAUUAUAAUUGUAGACAGAGACACUAGUACGGUAUUUAUUUAUCAAUAAAAAAA